AUGGGGGAUAGUGGUUGUAAGAAGGUUCGUCAAAGGCGUUUUCGAGUGCCUGUAGUGCCCCUAGCGUUUCUCUGCAUGAUGCGCUGGGGGCGGCAUGAGGGGGGACGUUGGCGAAGUUUAGUUCGAGAUAGUCUGGAGGAGACGAUAAGUAGGUGCAAGAAUUUAUAUUUUGUAGAAGACGAUUUUGCUGGUACGGUUGAAUGGGCGUGGAGGCUCGAAGAAGAAACGGUUAUGAUAUGUGUAAAGGCACUUUUAGGAAGUUUGUUUCACCAGAGCAGGGUUAGCGAUGGGGUGACGGAAACGACGGACAGCUCCGUUUCUGUGAAGGAAAAGUUGACAUGUAGCCGACCAUGGGAAGGGCCUGGGUGGGAUGGGGGCAGCGUGGGAUGGAUCGGUUAUGAGGGGAGUUUGGUAUAA
Messenger RNA from Eremothecium cymbalariae DBVPG#7215, 417 nucleotides. RefSeq lists its product as uncharacterized. The record is from RefSeq and is a predicted model, not a curated record. The transcript has a single exon. The coding region runs from base 1 to 417 and encodes 138 amino acids. NCBI's taxonomy places the organism in Eukaryota, Fungi, Ascomycota, Saccharomycetes, Saccharomycetales, Saccharomycetaceae.